UCCCUCCAGGGACUGAGAGGGAGGCGAGGGGUAGGGGCAGGGUUGGAGGCCCCGCUCCCCCAGGUUGCCUAGACAACAGGAGAAAUCGUGGCCAGGGCCUCUUCCGCCUGCGGGGCUCGCUGCUUCCUGCAGCAGUCACUGCCGCUGGGGGCGGGGCGGAGGAAGGGGUUGGAUGUGGCAGAGCCGGGCCCCUGCCGGUGCCGUUCGGUCUCCCCCGCUGUCUCCGCCAUGGCAUCCUAUGCAUCUGGCCCGGGCAAGUCCAAGGCCAAAUAUCCCUUUAAGAAGCGGGCCAGCCUGCAGGCCGCCACUGCAGUGCCAGGAGCUGUUCAGUCGCUCGCUGGCCGAGAGUGAGCUCCGCAGCGCCCCCUAUGAGUUCCCCGAGGACAGCCCCAUCGAGCAGCUGGAGGAGCGGCGCCAGCGCCUGGAGCGACAGAUCAGCCAGGAUGUCAAGCUGGAGCCCGACAUCCUGCUUCGGGCCAAGCAAGAUUUCCUGAAGACAGACAGCGACUCAGACCUACAGCUUUACAAGGAGCAGGGCGAGGGCCAGGGUGACCGGGGCCUGCGGGAGCGUGAUGUGCUGGAGCGGGAGUUUCAGCGGGUCACCAUCUCUGGGGAGGAGAAAUGUGGGGUGCCGUUCACAGACCUGCUGGAUGCAGCCAAGAGCGUGGUGCGGGCCCUCUUCAUCCGGGAGAAGUACAUGGCCCUGUCGCUGCAAAGCUUCUGUCCCACUACCCGCCGCUACCUGCAGCAGCUGGCCGAGAAGCCUCUGGAGACACGGACCUACGAGCAGGGCCCCGACACCCCCUUGUCUGCUGAUGCCCCAGUGCACCCCCCAGCGCUGGAGCAGCACCCCUAUGAGCACUGUGAGCCGAGCACCAUGCCUGGGGACCUAGGCUUGGGUCUGCGCAUGGUGCAGGGUGUGGUGCACGUCUUUGUCCGCAGGGACCCGGACGAGGGGUGCUCAGAGGUGGACCUACCCUACCCCGACCUGCAGGAGUUUGUGGCUGACGUCAAUGUGCUGAUGGCCCUGAUUAUCAACGGCCCCAUAAAGUCGUUCUGCUACCGGCGGCUGCAGUACCUGAGCUCCAAGUUCCAGAUGCACGUGCUGCUGAACGAGAUGAAGGAGCUGGCCGCCCAGAAGAAGGUGCCGCACCGGGACUUCUACAACAUCCGCAAGGUGGACACACACAUCCACGCCUCGUCCUGCAUGAACCAGAAGCACUUGCUGCGCUUCAUUAAGCGGGCCAUGAAGCGGCACCUGGACGAGAUCGUGCACGUGGAGGAGGGCCGGGAGCAGACGCUGCGGGAGGUCUUCGAGAGCAUGAACCUCACGGCCUACGACCUGAGCGUGGACACGCUCGACGUGCACGCGGACAGGAACACCUUCCAUCGCUUUGAUAAGUUCAAUGCCAAAUACAACCCCAUUGGGGAGUCUGUCCUCCGAGAAAUCUUCAUCAAGACCGAUAACAGAGUUUCUGGGAAAUACUUUGCUCACAUCAUCAAGGAGGUGAUGUCGGACCUGGAGGAGAGCAAAUAUCAGAACGCGGAGCUGCGGCUUUCCAUCUACGGGCGCUCGCGGGAUGAAUGGGACAAGCUGGCACGCUGGGCCGUCACGCACCGCGUGCACUCUCCCAACGUGCGCUGGCUCGUGCAGGUGCCCCGCCUCUUUGAUGUGUACCGCACCAAGGGCCAGCUGGCCAACUUCCAGGAGAUGCUGGAGAACAUCUUCCUACCACUGUUCGAGGCCACCGUGCACCCUGCCAGCCACCCAGAGCUGCACCUCUUCCUGGAGCACGUGGAUGGUUUUGACAGUGUGGACGAUGAGUCCAAGCCCGAGAACCACGUCUUCAACCUGGAGAGCCCGCUGCCUGAGGCAUGGUUGGAGGAGGACAACCCGCCCUAUGCCUACUACCUGUACUAUACCUUCGCCAACAUGGCCACGCUGAACCACCUGCGCAGGGAGAGGGGCUUCCACACGUUUGUGCUGAGGCCACACUGCGGGGAGGCCGGGCCCAUCCACCACCUGGUGUCAGCCUUUAUGCUGGCUGAGAACAUCUCCCAUGGGCUGCUUCUGCGCAAGGCCCCAGUCCUGCAGUAUCUGUAUUACCUGGCCCAGAUCGGCAUCGCCAUGUCUCCGCUCAGCAACAACAGCCUCUUCCUCAGCUACCACCGGAACCCGCUGCCCGAGUACCUGUCCCGCGGGCUCAUGGUCUCCCUGUCCACUGACGAUCCCCUGCAGUUCCACUUCACCAAGGAGCCGCUGAUGGAGGAGUACAGCAUCGCCACCCAGGUGUGGAAGCUCAGCUCCUGUGACAUGUGCGAGCUGGCCCGCAACAGUGUGCUCAUGAGUGGCUUCUCCCACAAGGUCAAGAGCCACUGGCUGGGACCCAACUACACCAAGGAGGGCCCCGAGGGGAACGACAUCCGCCGUACCAACGUGCCCGACAUCCGCGUGGGCUACCGCUAUGAGACCCUUUGCCAGGAGCUGGCGCUUAUCACGCAGGCCGUCCAGAGUGAGAUGCUGGAGACCAUCCCGGAGGAGGUGACUGUCGCCACAAGCCCAGGGCCUUAGUGGGCCCGGCCCGCCCCGCCACAUCUCAGCACCGUGACUGCGUUUUGUCCUCAGACCCCUCCUGCCCUGUUGUGGUCUCUGCAUGUUUCCCUUCUUCCUUGUCUCUGUCUUGCAUGUCUCUGACCAUGUCACUGUCCCUGGGUGGCCCAUGAAAGCAGUGCCCAGGAAUCUGCCUCACCGUUGUCUUGGCCAGGUGCCACCUGAUGGCUGAGGCUUUGAGGGCUAACUCUGCCGGUGGCCCUGUCCUGGGGUCCCCAGAAACCUGGCUGUACCAGGGGGCUUCUCUGGUGUCCACAGGGGCUUGGGAUGGUGGUGGAGGGCUGGCCCCUCUAGCCUUUGGGGUGCUGCCUGGGCACGUUGACGCUUUGGCCGGGGUGGAGCUUGGGUCCCUGUCUUGUUUAUGUGGCCAGUGGGAAAGCCAGGUAGGGCCUGUGGGCACGGGAUUGCCAAAUGUCUUCGGCCCCAGGAGCUCUGUGCUGGAUGAGACUGGGCCGAGAGCUUGGCUACAUCCCUGGGCUGCCUAGCCUGAGGGGCAGACUCUGGCCUUGGGGUGCUGGACCACCGUCUUUGCCGAGUCACUGGCUAGCAGCCCACGUGCUCCUUUGGUGUUGGCGUUCUGUGCCUCUGUGGGGGAGGACAGCGCCCCAUGCCAUGUCUGGGGCCCCUGCUGCGGCUGCUGGAUCCCGGAUCUGCCACCAUCCCUGGGAGGGGUAUCCUAGGGUGGCCCCCAGAGCUGUGACUGGAUCUGGGUCCUAGCUGGCCCCCGUGUUGUGUUCUGGACCGAGGCCUUUGCUGUGAAAUGCAAUUAUUUCAUACGACCCACCUUUCCUAGUGCAUGAGAAAUAAAGAUUAUUUAAGUAAUGAG
Carlito syrichta (Philippine tarsier) is the source of this 3437-nucleotide messenger RNA. RefSeq names its product adenosine monophosphate deaminase 2 (gene AMPD2). Gene Ontology annotation, biological process: AMP metabolic process; IMP salvage. The transcript has 17 exons. The record is from RefSeq and is a predicted model, not a curated record. Gene Ontology annotation, cellular component: cytosol. Gene Ontology annotation, molecular function: AMP deaminase activity. NCBI's taxonomy places the organism in Eukaryota, Metazoa, Chordata, Mammalia, Primates, Tarsiidae. The coding region runs from base 173 to 2572 and encodes 799 amino acids.